AUGCAGGCUACUACUUUGCGACAAGAUCGCACAAACGAUGAUGUAAUUGCAACAACGAUGAGUUGUGAAACUAUAAUGUUUGGAUCUAAAAUUGAAAUAAACUCAUCAAUUAAUGAAAUAAGUGGUGUGUUAAGUCAUGGAUCACUUUUAUACAUGCAAAAACAUCUGUUCAUGCUAGCUGAUAGCAUAGUGUCUGAUGCAAUCGAAAACAUGAAGCAUUUGAUGAGAUGGUCAUUGAUGGUCAAGAGGGAAGAAUCAAUAUUAUCAUUAUCAUACCGCAUUAUCAAAAAGAUUUGUCUUGCUUCCAAGAGUAACAAAGCACCACGUCGUUGUAGUGAGGAACUGGGAAGAAAACGUUGA
Messenger RNA from Loa loa (African eye worm), 360 nucleotides. RefSeq lists its product as hypothetical. The coding region runs from base 1 to 360 and encodes 119 amino acids. NCBI's taxonomy places the organism in Eukaryota, Metazoa, Nematoda, Chromadorea, Rhabditida, Onchocercidae. The transcript has 4 exons. The record is from RefSeq and is a predicted model, not a curated record.